This is a messenger RNA of Hevea brasiliensis (rubber tree), 6895 nucleotides long. RefSeq lists its product as uncharacterized. Gene Ontology annotation, biological process: ribosome biogenesis. The coding region runs from base 121 to 6462 and encodes 2113 amino acids. The transcript is spliced from 10 exons. The record is from RefSeq and is a predicted model, not a curated record. Gene Ontology annotation, cellular component: nucleolus. Lineage: Eukaryota; Viridiplantae; Streptophyta; Magnoliopsida; Malpighiales; Euphorbiaceae.
CCGUUUUUGUCACGAACUAAAAUCCUAGCACCAAGAAGUAAAACCCUUUCUACAAAUUCCGCAGAAGCAAAAAUCGGAGGAUCAAAAUUGCCCAUCAAGAACGAAGAAUUGGCCUCAGCAAUGGCUGAUUCAUCAGUGAAAUCUGAUAAGAAGAAGAAGAAGAAGAGGAAGCUAACCAGCCCCCAAGAUAAACCAACGCCUCCAAAGAAGAAGCACAGAGGUGAUGAACCAGAGAAAGAGAGAGAAGUCGCUGUAGGUGGAAGCUCAAAUCAGAAAGAAUCUUAUUCUAUGAUUGAAGCAGAGCUUCCAUGGAGGAAUCUUCAACUUAUUCUAUCACUUCAGAGCAAAGAUAUUGACCUUCAAAAGAAGGUGGAACUAGCCUUCAGUUAUGUGAAUUUGAGGGAAAAAGGAGCCAAUGAAGCUGAAGAAGAUUAUGAAACAGUGAAAGUAUCCCGCCUUGUAGUUUUUCUUAACGAUUGGGUUCAGUCACUGUUGAUUUCUAUGGAUAAGAAAAUCAGAGUUGAGUCUGGAGAUGUUGAGGCAUGCUUAGAUUAUAGAUGCUGGCUGAUAUUCAAGUUCUGUUUGGAAGAAUCUUUGAGGUUGCAAGUUUCAUUGAGUCUCUCGCGGAAUCUUUUGCGAGCUUUCUGUUGUAUUGCGAGAAAUGCUUUGUUAUUACUUGCAGAGAUGUCUUUGCAUUCUAAAGAUUUGGUUUUUAUUGGUAAAGGAUUUGAAUUGUAUAAUGUUGUCUUGGAUUGUGUUUCUCUGGUAUUCUUAUCUCAUGGUGGCUUGUCGAAUGAAAAUUUGGACUUAUGGAUAUCUACAGUCUGUGCUGUUCUUGAGCUUGUGCACAAAAUUUAUGAUGAGAACCUUGAUGUUAGAAAUGCGGGUGAUUUUGCCCUUAGGUUCUCCUGCUUGCUGCUUGAGCCAUUUGCCAAGUUUCUAAGAGUUCACCCAACUCGGAAAACUGGAUUUCGUGAUUUUGUAGAUGAACUUCUUGGGCCUCUAUUGCAUUCCUUGGGUGUCCUGCAUCUUCAUUUUGAUGGAAGCAAUCCUGGCUUGACGAGAAAUUUGUUGACUACAGUUGAAGAGGUUUUAUCACAGGGACUGUUUCACUCAAUCCAUAUAGAUGGAUUUCUUAGCUUAAGAAGUACAGAAAAAUAUUCUGCAUCUAGUGAUGGAAAAAUGAAAGAAUCAAAAACAGUCAUUAAAAGUUACCAUAGACAUUUGUUUGAUAAGCUGGAAAGGAUUAUGGCUUCAAAGAAGGAUUCUGAACUGAGUGGCUUAGGAGAACUAUUUCAAUUGCUUGUUGAUCGGGUGAAAAAUCAAAAAGUUGCUUCAAUUUUGUCUGAAGAUAAGAUGGCAGAGAAAACUGAAGGGUUCAGGCAUUUGUCUGGUCAUAGUUCAACAAUUUUACACCAAAGUAGCAGUGCUACGCCAGAAAAUAGUUAUGGCUCUAGUAAGUUGACUGCGGAAAAAAGAAAAUUACUUUUUGAUUUUUUUGUACAGAUUAUGGAGCCUCUUUUUCUUCAGAUGAAUGGCUACCUUCAAACUAAUCUAGAAGUCGGCCCUCUGUUACCUGAUGUUCACUGUAUACUCAAAUCAACAAAUCAUUUACUAGCCACCCUUUUUCAGGAACAAAUAUACAUAAAAACAGAGGAUAUCUCUGAAGGAGCUUGCUUUAAUUUCUUGAAGAAGGUUUAUAAUACUAUUUUCUCAUUUUCCACCAAAUUACUUUCUUUGCCAACAUAUGAUAUGGACAACCAGAAGCAAGAGAGAUUGACUUUAUUAGCAAAACAGCUCUUUGUUGCUGUACAAUACUUUUUGGAUAUUGAGUGUGAAGUUAUUGAGAAUGAUUUGACUAGCUUAUGGUUUAUGGUGCUUUCUUAUUUGGCCCUUGGUUAUUCCUUUAAGAAUGUGCCAUAUCAAUGGUCAUUAAAUGCCCAAAUACUAGGGUGUGGAUGCCAGUUGGUUAAGCUUUAUGGUGAACUUCGGCAGGUGGAGAAUACCAUAUUUGCACUCUGUAAAGCAAUGAGGCUUAUAAUAGUACAAGAGAAUAGUAGUGGUGGUGAACAGAAUUAUGGUUGUUUUGGGUCCUGUGCAACCUUUUUACCUUAUGAAGCAUAUGCAAAAUCAUUGGGAAUGCUGUUAUGUGCACAAGAAUUUAAAGUAGCCAUUCAAAAUGGUAUUAAGUCCAUACCAGAAGGGCAGGCAAGUGAAUGUAUUCGGCAAUUAAUCAUAGAUAUAUCAGAGUCCAUGGAAUGGAUGAAAAGUUGUUUUUCAGUGGCUGAUAAAAAGGAGCUGCAGCAUUCAAAUACAGGAAGUAGGAUGCUCCUUUUUGAUCUGCAAGCUGAACUUUGUGGAAGAGGAUUGUCUGAAAUGUAUGCAUUAGUGUUAGAUUCAUUGACUGUUACAGUUGGGAACAGUAACCUUGUUGGACGAUCUGUAAAGGACUUGAUUACUGAAAUUCGUCCAAGCAUGAGUAUUCUGGCUGGAUUGCAGCCAGAUCGUAUCCCUGAGUUCCUUUCUUAUAUCACUGGAAAAACUUCUGAUAAGAGACCUGAUGAAAACAAACAUAAUGUGUUGAACUUUGGAGUGUCCACCCACUUAGUCUUUGUGUUCUUUUUUCGCUUGUACAUGUCCUGCCAAAGCUUAUAUAGGCAAGCGAUCACACUCAUGCCUCCAGAUACAUCAAGAAAAAUGUCAUCAGUAAUGCAGGAUUCACUUACAGCGUACUCUGGAAGAGAUUCGAUGGAGAGAACUGAUUGGCCAAAUGAAGGUUAUUUUUCUUGGAUUGUCCGCCCUUCAGCUUCUCUUCUUCUCAUCAUACAAUCUGUCUCUGACCUUUGCCUUCAGGGCAGCAAUUCGGAAUGCUCUCCUUUGAUAUAUGUUUUGCAUGCUAUGGCUCUUCAGAGGCUUGUGGAUUUGAACAGGCAGAUAAAUUCAUUGCAGUAUAUACUGCAAAGAAUUGAUGGUAUCAUCCAGGUCAAGUUGCUUGAUGAUGCUAGCUUGUCACUGUGUUGUAAAAGACGCAGAAAGUGGAGAAGAGUCCUCUCUGCUUUAAAGGAGGAGGCAGAGGGUCUUACUGAGUUCAUCACAGGUUACCUCUCAUUAUUUGAUAAUGAUAGAGUUUCAGUUUGCGCUAAUGAUAAUGCAACUUGUCAGGCUACCUAUGUCCAAGACUUGGAUGAAACUGAUAAAUGGGAUUUGGAUGUUUGUUCUGUGACCAAGGAGUCAUUGCCUACUGCAAUAUGGUGGAUUAUUUGUCAAAAUUUUGAUAUUUGGUCUAUUCAUGCUAGUUCAAAGAAGUUAAAGACUUUCCUCUCCCAUGUGAUAUGCACUUGUCUACCCUCUAUAACAAGAGACUUCACGGAUGGGGAAAAAAACAGGGCUGAUGAAGCUGGUUCUCUGAAUAAAAUCACAGUGCAUCAAAUCUCAUCAGAACUUCUGACUAAUUCCAUUCUGUAUGAACAUAAAUUUGUCUGCAAGCAUUUGGCGUCGACAUUUUGCCGUCUAUUGAAGAAAUCAGUCCUAUCAUUAUUUAGGGAUUUUUCAAUUGGGGAUGUUGACUUAAAUUCUUGUCCUAAUUGGCAAGAGAUUUUAAGUGCAGUUGGAAGCUUACCGAUGGCUGUUCCAGGAAGCAAACCUGUUACUUAUGAUAAGAUUUCAGAGGGAAAACCAAGUUCUCAUUUGUUGCUUAAGAUGCCUCUUCAUAUUGACACAGAAUUAAAGGGCAUGAAAUUUACAACUUGUCAGAGUUUUCUUAGGCUUUUAUGUUGGAUGCCAAAAGGAUGUAUGCGGUCCAAAUCAUUCUCACUCUUUGUCACUUACCUACUAAACCUAGAAUGGCAUGUAAUUAGGAGCUUAUCAGAAUUUCGAGAUGUAUUGUCCUCACAUAAGCAACAUGAACUCUUAAUAUUGCUUGUAUCCUGCCGGAGGGCCUUGAAAUAUAUAUUUAUGGCAUUUAAUGGGGAGAAGACAAGAACUACUCAAUCCCCAGUCAUUUCAGUACUAUCUGAGGGAUUAUUUUCUGUUUCAUGGUUUUUCAAGUCAGUGUUCAUGGUGGUUGGGCUUCAAGAGACACUGUCAAAACAUCAUGCUGAUGAAAUUAGAGACAUAAUAUUUUCAUUGCUGGAUCACACAUCCCAUGUGUUCUUGACAUUGAGCAAGUAUCAUUCUACUUGUGCAAUUGACUCGAUAAUUGCUAAAAAACCUCAAGAAGAGAAGCUCAGCUUUAAUAUUUCUGAGGAACACAUUGCUCUAAAUGAAUCUGAUCCAUGUUUCGAUUCCUCAGAAAAUAGUGAAGCCUGGAAAAGUAUUCUCCUUGUGGCUGAGAGUUUGAAGGAUCAGACACAGGGCUUACUUAUUUCUUUGAAGGAUGGCCUUAUCAAUGAGAAAGCAGGAUGUGAUGACAAUUUGAACAAACUAUCCUCUAUAGUUUCUUGUAUCAGCGGGUUCUUGUUGGGCCUAUCAUCUGUCUUCAACCAUACAAACGCGACAAAUAUUGAUAAGGUGAAAUUAUUGGGAAGGAAUUCUCAAGCUUUGUCCAAAAUUGAUCUAUGUAUCAAUGUGUUCGCAGAUUUUAUUAGUUUCAUCUUGCAUCUAUUGUUUGUUGAGGAUGAUCAUCGGCCCAGAUGCUUAUCUGAUGAUAAAAAUGUUCAAAAGCCUUCUGAUAGAAGUUGUUUGUCAGGUUCAGAGGAGUUUUCAGAUAAAAAAGCUCCUGAGACUGACACUUUGGGUGGUGCACAGAAUCAGGAAUUAAAUGCUGCAAAAAACUGCUCAACAUCAUUAAGUAUUCAUGAUAAUUUUCAGAAUGCUAGUAUGCAUAAAUAUAAUUUUCAGUUGGAAGAAGCAGGCACUGUUGCCAGCAUUCUUAGUAAGCUUGAUACCUAUGAAGUUAUAUCACUCAAUAAAUGUUUGUUGCAAAGCUUGAUUAAAGGUGAUCAUCCUGAAGCCGCAAUUUUGCUCAGGCAAUUAUUGAAUGCUGCUUCAGCUCUUUUGAGGCUGAACUUACCGACCAAUUAUGCUUCCAUAUUGUCCAGCUUGGUGCCUAGUUGUUUUGGUUUAUCUAAUGUUUUGCUGUUGAAGUUAGCAGAAAUGUCAGAGGUGCCACAACCAUUCUCUUUUGUUUGGUUAGAUGGUGUUCUCAACUAUCUGCAAGAAUUAGGGAGCUAUUUUCCUAAAUGGAACUUGACUUUGCAUGCCAAGCUGAUAGAGUUGCACUUAAAUGCUUUAGGAAAAUGCAUUACUUUGCAGGGGAAAAUGGCUACUCUGGCUUCUCAUGAGACAGAGUCAAGUGAUAAGAUACUCUGGGGUAAUAAAGGAUCAUCUGAAAUAUCUCUUUCUCUUAUGUCACUAUUCUUGGAUGAAUUUAGGGCUAAAUUGAAGAUGUCAUUCAAAGUAUUAAUAAGCAAGUCCUCAGACUUGCAUGUUUUGUCUGCAAUACAAGCUAUUGAGAGAGCAUUGGUGGGAGUGCAUGAAGGCUGUAAAAUAAUCUACAACAUAAAUACUGGAAGUGCAGAUGGUGGAAAGUUUUCUGCAACUGUUGCAGCUGGUAUUGACUGCUUGGAUCUAGUUCUGGAAUACGUUUCAGGUAAAAAAUGUGUAAGUGUUGUUAAGAGGCACAUUAAGAGUUUAAUUGCUGCUUUGUUCAACAUUAUUCUACACUUGCAAAGCCCAUUAGUUUUCUGUGAUACUACAGUUGGUGGUAGUGUUCAUAAGGGUCCAGAUCCAGGAGCAGUUAUUCUUAUGUGUGUUCAGGUGCUAACAAGAGUUUCUGCAAAAAAAAAUUGGUUUCAAAUGGAUUCCUGGCAUGUGGGGCAGUCUUUACGCAUACCUGCAGCACUUUUUCAACAUUUUGGUCAACUUUCUAAAGGUCCACUUUUAUCCGAUAUAUUCUUGCUUGUGGAUAACCAAGACUCUGAUCCUGUAGCAGGCAUGCAUUCUUGUGUUGUAGAUCAACGAUUCUCAAUAGAAUUGUUCAGCGCAUGCUGCCGAUUAUUGUAUACCACUUUGAAGAAUCACACAAGCAAGUCAGAACAGUGCAUUUCUCUGCUUCAAGAAUCUUCCUGUGUUCUUCUUCAUUGCCUGGAGAUGGUGGGUAAUGACUUGACAGUCAGACAAGGUCAUUUUUCAUGGGGAGUUCAAGAGGGAGUAAAAUGUGCCUGCUUCCUUCGGAGGAUUUAUGAAGAGUUACGACAGAAAAAAGAUGUCUUCGGCCGGCACUGUUUCAAGUUUUUAUCAAAUUACAUAUGGGUUUAUUCAGGAUAUGGUCCCCUUAAAACUGGCAUUAGAAGGGAGAUAGACGAGGCUCUGAAACCUGGUGUGUAUGCUAUAAUAGAUGCUUGCUCAGCUGAUGAUCUUCAGCAUCUUCAUUCUGUAUUCGGAGAGGGUCCUUGCAGAAAUACACUAGCAAAUUUGCAACAUGAUUACAAGCUGAAUUUCCAAUAUGAAGGGAAAGUCUAACCUAAGAUUCUUCUACUGGGGAAAUAUAUUAGCAACUAAUAUAAAUUUCAACCGGUAAGUCUUCAAUCAUUGGGAGAAAGUAAAGCAAUUUUUUAUGAUCUAAACGAUAUAAAGUGAUCGUGAAAUUUUGCAAAGCUUGAAAAUUGCAAUUUUCAUAGUCCCCAUUUCAUAUUGUUCCUGUGGCUGUCAAACAUGCCAUAAAUUUUCAAUCCCACUAACCAUCGUUAACAAAAUGCUGUAAAGGCGCACAUAUAUAUAUAUUCAACUCAUUAUAGGCUUAAAGAUGAAACUUAUAAUAGUUGUCACUAUUAGAUGUUUAUGGAAGUCUUUCCACAAAUUCUUUCCAAAUUUUUGGGUGGGGCUUGGCAUGAUGUUUCUCUUGGCUGUACUGUACUUCUAAUCUUUUCUAUAUUAGUUGUGUUGACUUUUUCUA